AUGUCGGCGCCAGACAACGCCGAGUACGAACUGCUCACCGAGCACUUUAGCUAUCCCCCAGUUUCCCUCCUCGACGACAUCAUCAAUGCGGUCAACGUCCUCGCUGACCACGCCCUCGGCGCCGUCGAGCGGGCCCUCCGCAAGAUCUCCGCGCAGAACCUCGGAUUUGGCAACCCCAAGAAGCGCGGCGCGCCUGGCGCCGACGCCGCCGCCGCCGCCCUGAGCCCCGACGAGGCCGCCAAGCGCGAGAUCGAGCACGGCACGCACCAGCUCGAGACGCUCCUCAACGCCUCCAUCGACAAGAACUUUGACAUCUUUGAGCUCUAUGUCAUGCGAAACAUUCUCACCGUCAAGCCCGACGACCGGCCGUACAUGCAGCUCGCCCACUACAAGGGCCUCGACUUCUCCCCCCCCGGCGACGUCGCGGGAGCUUCCCCGCCGCCCAGCCUCGAGUCCAUAACGCAGCUACGGAGACGACUGCACGCCAGCCAGCAGCUGCAGCUCGCGCUGGAGACGGAGCGCGUGCGCAACGACGCGCUCCUCGCGACGCUGCGCGCGGCCGUCGGCGUCAAGGGCCCCGCACCCACGACGACGACGACGGCGGCGGUGAAGACGGAAGACGAUGCCGCCGCCGUGCAGGAACAGCAACAGGCCAACGCGCUGGGCUUUCUGCACGACCGCGGCACGCUCGAGGAGGGCGGUUCCGAGCGACCCAUCGCCACGACGACCGAGUUCACCCUCGCGCAGCUACAAACCCUCCGGACGCUGUCGUCAUCUCUGCGGGAGCUCCUCCCCACCAUCCGCGACGACGACAACGAAGAAGACCAGGAGGGAGAAGAGGAGAAGAGCUGGCGCCGCGAACGCGCCGAGUACAUCGAGCGCGCGUCCAGGCGGUACCUGGAGACCGUCGCGGGCGUCGAGCUCGGUCCGGGUGGCGAGGUGCGCGACGGCGAGUGGCAGAGCGCGGGGCGGGCGCUCGCGCGCGACGAGGUCGAGGGGCUCGAGGCCGUGAUGGCUGUCCUAGGCGCCGCGGCGGCGGCGGCGCAAGGGGAGAACGAGGAGGGUGGUGCAGCGGAGGAUGAGGAUGAGAGCAUGGCGCAGUCGUGA
Cordyceps fumosorosea ARSEF 2679 is the source of this 1107-nucleotide messenger RNA. Its product is annotated as Centromere protein Mis12. Gene Ontology annotation, biological process: protein localization to kinetochore; mitotic cell cycle; mitotic sister chromatid segregation. The record is from RefSeq and is a predicted model, not a curated record. The coding region runs from base 1 to 1107 and encodes 368 amino acids. Gene Ontology annotation, cellular component: nucleus; chromosome, centromeric region. NCBI's taxonomy places the organism in Eukaryota, Fungi, Ascomycota, Sordariomycetes, Hypocreales, Cordycipitaceae. The transcript is spliced from 2 exons.